Molecule: messenger RNA, 823 nt
Organism: Juglans microcarpa x Juglans regia
Lineage: Eukaryota; Viridiplantae; Streptophyta; Magnoliopsida; Fagales; Juglandaceae
Product: calmodulin-7
Exons: 2
Coding region: 319-768 (149 amino acids)
Molecular function (GO): enzyme regulator activity; calcium ion binding
Source: RefSeq, a predicted model, not a curated record
GUACCCAACGGUGCACAGCCAUCCACGGAUCCUACGCUUUUGGGUCUCUCAUCUUCCUUCAUUCUUCUACGUGGCAGGAUCUUGUAGAUCUUUCGAACUACCCCUAUCAAUACUUUGGUGAUGAAAAUGGUGAACUGUCUCUCUGUCCGUUAUAUAAAACGGCAGCUCUUGUCUUUUAAAAAAGUGAACGCUCUCUCUCUCUCUCUCUCUCCAUCUUUUUAGUUCCACCUUCUCUCUCUCUCUUUGUUCUAUUAGUAUAUCCUCCUCCUUGCAAAGAGACAACAGAAAGCAGCGAAUCUUCGAAGAGGAAGAAGAAGAAUGGCGGACCAACUCACCGACGACCAGAUCUCUGAGUUUAAGGAGGCCUUCAGCUUGUUCGACAAGGAUGGAGACGGUUGCAUCACUACCAAGGAGCUCGGGACUGUUAUGAGGUCACUGGGCCAGAACCCAACUGAAGCAGAGCUCCAGGACAUGAUCAAUGAGGUUGAUGCCGAUGGCAACGGAACCAUUGACUUCCCUGAGUUCCUAAACCUCAUGGCCAGGAAGAUGAAAGACACCGACUCGGAGGAGGAGCUUAAAGAGGCAUUCCGGGUUUUUGACAAGGAUCAGAAUGGGUUCAUCUCUGCUGCUGAGCUGCGCCAUGUGAUGACCAAUCUUGGAGAGAAGCUCACCGACGAAGAAGUGGAUGAGAUGAUCAGGGAGGCUGAUGUUGAUGGUGAUGGCCAGAUAAACUACGAGGAGUUUGUCAAGGUGAUGAUGGCUAAGUGAUCAAUCUUGCCUCCACCAAAAACCCUAAUGAAAUCUAUCUUUUUCUACAACCAAA